This is a messenger RNA of Dunckerocampus dactyliophorus (ringed pipefish), 2187 nucleotides long. It is a transcript of the gene uchl3, whose product is annotated as ubiquitin carboxyl-terminal esterase L3 (ubiquitin thiolesterase). Gene Ontology annotation, molecular function: cysteine-type deubiquitinase activity. Gene Ontology annotation, biological process: ubiquitin-dependent protein catabolic process; protein deubiquitination. The record is from RefSeq and is a predicted model, not a curated record. The transcript has 9 exons. Lineage: Eukaryota; Metazoa; Chordata; Actinopteri; Syngnathiformes; Syngnathidae. Bases 1030 to 1722 code for a protein of 230 amino acids. Gene Ontology annotation, cellular component: cytoplasm.
CAGAAUCAGCUUUAUUGGCCAAGUACACUUACACAAACAAGGAAUUUGACUUCAGUUAAAUUAGCUUUCACUGUACAUACAGACACUUAAGAAAUAAAUAAUUCAGGAGUAAUUAAAGAGUAACAUUGAUAUGUGCAAAGGGUUAAUACCAUAAUGUGAAUAUUAUAUAAUAGAAUAUAAUAUGUGAGCCAUAGAAUAAACACAGCACAAUCUGUUAUUCGCUUUUCAAUUGUGCAAAUUUUUUAAAAAGUUCUUAAUAGCCAACGUGUGACGGGAGAACGUUGAGAGGCGCUGGCCGAGAUCAAAUAUUAAAGUUAUUUUAUUUUGAUGAAAUGGACCAUUUUAAAUUAACAAACCAAGAAUCAAGUUUGUAAACGUAAAAAAGGUGUUUUUACUCAGUUUCUGCUAUUUUCCUACAGCGUAUGCAAUAGAUAUGCAAAUUAGACGAUGGCGUCAUCUAGCGACUUCUGGGACGAAUAGAUUUCUUCCUGAAAAGUUGGCAACAGUGGAGUACUGUACGUACUGUACUGUACAUUAUGAAUCCUUCCAUGGUUACAUUGUGACAGUUAGGUUGUGUGUGUGAUUAAUUUUACAAUCCUCAUUGUUUCUAAUGAGACUGAGAAAGUCUAUCGUAAACUAAAUGUGCGAGAAUUAUCGCAAUAAUACGAAAGUAAAAGAAAAAAAUUAACUGUCACUAAAACCCACCCUCAAUUCUGGAAUGUUCCAUUCUUUGGAGUGUGGUAUGUUUUUUGAAUGUUAUAAAAAACUAUUUGUUUGGCGUUUAAAGGACACUUUCAAUUUAUGUAGAGUUUUAAGUUACACAUUAAAUUUUGUCAAUGAUUGUAACGCGUCUAAAAUAAUCUCCCAUUCUGUCAUAGUAUUUAUUACAGAAGCGGACUCCCCUUCAUCGUAGUUAAAUGGCAAGCACGGUGUGCCGACGCGGAAGCGAUACCGAGCCAAGACCUGCAGUUAAUAUCUGGUUGCUUCUCUCUCGUUCUCACAAUAAAAUUAAAUUAAAUUGCUCUAAAAAUGAGCUCCCCGCGUUGGCUGCCAUUGGAGUCCAACCCAGAAGUCAUGACGAAGUUCGUCAAUUCUUUGGGCAUGAAGCUCAGCUGGCAGUUUGGAGAUGUGUAUGGGUUGGAUCCAGAGCUUCUCAGCAUGGUGCCGAGACCUGUGUGCGCUGUGCUGCUCCUCUUUCCUGUCACAGAGAAAUAUGAAGCCUAUAAACGAGAAGAAGAAGACCGACUGAAAAAGCAGCCACAGGAAGUCUCUCCGGACGUCUUCUUCAUGAGGCAAACCAUCGGCAAUGCAUGCGGAACAAUCGGAUUGAUCCACGCUGUGGCCAACAACCUGCCACACCUGGAAUUUGAGUCCAACUCUCCUCUCAAGAAGUUUGUAGAACUCACCUGUAAAAUGACUCCACAGGAACGAGGUGCCUUCUUGGAGAGAGAUGAGAGUAUUCGUGUCACACAUGAAUGCAGCGCUCAGGAGGGACAGACUGAGGCGCCAAGCUUAGACGAAAAAGUCAACCUUCACUUUAUAGCUUUUGUGAACGUCGGAGGACAAUUGUAUGAGCUAGAUGGUCGGAAACCUUUCCCUAUUUGUCAUGGAAAAACAUCGGAGGACACUCUUCUCGAGGAUGCCGUGGAGGUUUGUAAGACCUUCAUGGCUCGCGACCCGCAGGAGGUCCGUUUCACGAUCAUCGCCCUCUCCAAAGAUUAGUACUGAGGUGUGCCGUGAGCGGAGAAAACACUUCACUGCCAAACAUUCUCAAGUGCUGACUUUAUCUGCAUCAUAGCACUGAUUCGGGGCAAGCUAACAAAACAUUUUUCAAUAGAAACAAAUUAUUUCCACUAAUUACUUGUUGGGUUGGAUGAGAUUCGUCAUGAAUCACAGACGUGCUAGCUUGAGAUUGCACUAAAAAUGUUUACGUAGCAUGUUUGGCUUUUGACGAACGAGAGAAAUUGAGCACACCUAUCACGGCAUGGCGGCAAGGAAGUAGUUUGUCGUCGUUCACAGACAUAAUGACGGUGUUGUGAAGCGUUUACUAAUUCAAGCAUGUCUCCACUUUCUCCUGCUCCUGUAUGUCAGGCCAAGUCAAGACUCUAUGUCCUUGUGAACGGUGCCUACAUUUUUUUGUAAUAAUUUCAAAAAAACGAAAAGCACUUGUCAAUUAAACGCUAAAUG